CCUCCCCCUCUUUCCCCGCCGCUUUAACUGGAUAAAGCAGCCACCUGCACGGACCGGACUGCUGUCUCUCUUCUGUACACUACUAAUAUUACUGCACCAUUUACAACGCCACGCGAAUUGCUGGCAGUCUGCGGGUGGAUUUCAGGUCGCAUCACUUUGUUUGCUCCAGAAUGCCAGUUGGCUAAUGUGCACUGCUCUUGACGUCCCGGUAUCACACCUCCAAUCCGACCAGUCACUCCGUCCAUCCCGUUCCGCGAACUCGAUCGCUCCGAGUCAGUAAUACAUCCAAACUGCAGUUCAGAUAAAAAAGGGAACAAAAGGGAAACACAUCAAAAUGGAGGAAACACCAUUGGCUUCGUUGUCCUUGACCCACGUACACUAUAAUCCCACAGAUCCUCUGUCCUACCUAUCUGCCUGGCUCGCCCUCGUUCCCCAAGCGCUAUGUGUGGCAUACGUGACCCUCAUCUGGGCCACGCGGGAAGCGGAGGUGUUAUUGAUGUUUGCUGGUCAAAUGGGGUGUGAGGUUUCAAACUUCGUUAUGAAACGGAUAAUCAAGGAAGAACGACCGAAACAAAUGUUUGGCAAAGGUUACGGCAUGCCAUCAUCCCACGCGCAAUUUGUCGCCUUUUUCGCCGUCUACCUAGCUCUCUUUCUCUUAUUCCGGCAUUCAUUCACCUACUCAACUUCCCGGGUUAUCUCCUCCUAUCUGGUCCAGGCGAUCCUCGCUUCCGCAUUGUGCGUUGGUGCCGCGGGUGUUGCUAUCAGCCGCAUCUAUCUGAACUACCACACUCCCAAGCAGGUUUUGGCCGGAUGUGCUGCCGGAACAGUACUUGCGUUUGCUUGGUUUUUUGUUACGGGGUACUUGCGCGCCUAUGGUUGGAUCGAUUGGGCAUUGGAUCUGCCCGUAGUUCAAUUCUGUCGGAUUCGCGACUUGGUGGUAAGUCAAGACCUUGCUGAGGCCGGAUGGCAACAAUGGAAAGCAAAGCGGAAGUUGAAUCGUGGAGGUAGUAACUCCUCCAAGACGGAGUGAUGCAUAGAUUAGGAUGUCAUCUCCUUUAUAUAUUUUGAAGGAUCUAUAGCUACUUAAUUGACGCAAUGAUACCCC
Messenger RNA from Aspergillus glaucus CBS 516.65, 1105 nucleotides. Its product is annotated as phosphatase PAP2 family protein. The coding region runs from base 335 to 1030 and encodes 231 amino acids. Gene Ontology annotation, cellular component: endoplasmic reticulum membrane; intracellular membrane-bounded organelle. NCBI's taxonomy places the organism in Eukaryota, Fungi, Ascomycota, Eurotiomycetes, Eurotiales, Aspergillaceae. Gene Ontology annotation, molecular function: dolichyldiphosphatase activity. Gene Ontology annotation, biological process: lipid biosynthetic process; protein N-linked glycosylation. The transcript is spliced from 3 exons. The record is from RefSeq and is a predicted model, not a curated record.